Malurus melanocephalus (red-backed fairy wren) is the source of this 1233-nucleotide messenger RNA. RefSeq lists its product as uncharacterized. The transcript is spliced from 3 exons. The record is from RefSeq and is a predicted model, not a curated record. Lineage: Eukaryota; Metazoa; Chordata; Aves; Passeriformes; Maluridae.
AUGGCAACCAUUGUGUUUAAAAAUGGGGAAAUUACUCUGGAGGUGAAUGAUCAACAAUAUGUAGAAAUAUUAAGUUUAAUAUUGAUAACCCCUGAGACCGAAGAAGGAAUUAGUGAGGAAAUAACAAAUCAGGUAUUUCCUGGGGUUUGGGCUACUGAUGUUCCMGGGAGAGCUAAGAAUGCACCUCCCAUACAAAUUAAACUCAAAGAGGGAAAACAGCCAGUUAGAGUUAAACAAUAUCCUUUAAGAAAAUAAGAUAGAGAAGGAGUUAGCCCAGUAAUAGAAAACUUUUUGCAGCUAGGAUUAUUGAAAGAAUGCCAGUCUGAUUUUAAUACCCCUAUACUACCCAUUCACAAACCUGAUGGAUCAUAGAGGGUAGUACAGGAUUUAAGGGCUGUAAAUAACAUUACAGAGGACCUCUACCCUGUAGUGGCAAAUCCAUAUACAUUACUAACUAAACUAACACCRGAGUUAACUUGGUUUACUGUUCUAGAUUUGAAAGAUGCCUUCUUUUGCCUCCCUCUCCACGAAGCCAGCCAGAAAAUAUUUGCUUUUGAAUGGGAAAGCCCUAAAAGUGGGCCUAAAACCCAGCUCACCUGGACAGUGUUGCYUCAAGGGUUCAAAAAUUGUCCUACCAUAUUCAGAGGUCAACUUGCUAAGGACUUAGAAUCCUGGGAGGUCCCAGCAUCAGAAGGAAAACUGUUGCAGUAUGUGGAUGACCUCUUAAUAUCUACCCAGACCAAAGAGGCUUGUCUUACCUGGAUGGGAAUUGCCUGGGGAAUAUUAGCACAAGACCUGGGUCCGACAGUUGCUUAUUUCUCUAAGCAACUAGAUACAGCAGCCAAAGGAUGGCCGGGGUGCCUCAGGGCUGUUGCAGCAGUCGUGAUGAACAUUCAGGAGGCACGGAAGUUUACACUGGGCCAGAUGACAGUACUAGUGUCACACACAAUGUCCGCAGUGCUGGAAAUGAAAGUCAGCCACUGGCUUUCCCCACAGAGGUUCUUGAAAUACCAAGCCAUCAUGGUGGAACAAGAUGAUGUAGAAAUAGUGGUGACCAACAUUGUCAACCCAGCUUCUUUCCUCAGCYGAAAUGAAGGAGAGCCGGYACACCACRAUUGUCUGGAGACCAUUGAAGCUACAUACUCCAGUUGUUGGGAUCUGAAGGAUACCCCUUUAGAUGAUGCAGAAACUUGGUUCACUGAUGGGAGCAGCUACAUUAUUAGUGGAAAGUGA